Messenger RNA from Cylas formicarius (sweet potato weevil), 464 nucleotides. RefSeq lists its product as uncharacterized. Gene Ontology annotation, cellular component: mitochondrion. The transcript has 2 exons. Bases 26 to 379 code for a protein of 117 amino acids. Lineage: Eukaryota; Metazoa; Arthropoda; Insecta; Coleoptera; Brentidae. The record is from RefSeq and is a predicted model, not a curated record.
AUUCUGUGCUUGUGGUAAAAUAAAAAUGGCGCAGCAGUAUGACGUUUCUAAGGAACAACAAAAAAUCCUCGAAGAAAAGGCUAAUAGAAGGGCCUUUCUUCGUAACGAAUUCUUAAAAGCGAGGACAGACCCUUUUCAGCAUGCCUCGGGAGAAGCAGGGAUUGUGUUUGAUCCAGCGUUGCAAAGGUAUCAAGCGAUGAAAUCCAACUUGUGGGACUACUUCAAGACGUCCCCCAAGAACGUAGCCAAUGGACUUCUAUUGAUUGUGCUCCCACUUUCCGCCUACACUUAUAUUUCCUACAAGUACAAAAUGAAAUUGGAAGGGCAAUACCGCAGAGGUGAAGUGGCAUACAAGGAUCGCAAUUUCAAAUUUACGUAAAGCGUCGUUUAAAGAUAAUAUUAGUGUUGUUUUACUUUAACAAUUAAAUAAUUGAAAGACAUUGGCAGCAAUGAUUUCAUUUAUC